GUGUUGAAAUAGUUUUUCAAUAAUGCACACUCAGUCAUCGCAUAAACAUUUCAGCUCCUGAGUUGGAGGGAGCAAUAUCGGGAACACUCAUUUGUGCAAUGAUUCAGAAAGAAAGCGUCAUAUCAUGGUUCAAAGACCUCGAAGGAGAUGAUCGUAUUGACCUCAUGUGCAAUUUAUUAGACUGUUGCCUGCCGUGGGAAAUUCGAUUUUUAGGCACGUUUAUUGAAGCUCAGGUCCAGAGAGAUUACCCGGUGUUCCGACAACCUGAAAGUACGGCGAACAAUCCGUCUGAUCUGAGCUGUUUGUCAUGUUUGCACGAUGUACAUGUCCGUCGCAGGUUGUGUGUUUCACUGGCUUUGCUGCAUUCAAGCAAUCGUCAAGCAGCUUCGGUGCUGUUUGGAAUUAUCAAUGAAUUUCAGCCAUCGAGUCUGGGAGAAGAGGAAUUCUUCACUGAUCUGUCACUUUUGAUCACCAUGUCCGCUCACCACCCAGCGUUUUCAUUUCAUCAAAAACACACUUUGUCUUCAAAAUUAAAACAGCUCAAACAAUCAGCAAAUCAGACAUCAGAUUUAAGCGAGACUGUCUCCGAAUCAAGUAGUGGUUCUUCGACUUUUUCGUGUGAUCAAGAUGCCUCAGCAAAAAAGGAUGUUCGAGAUGACCUUUUGUUCGAAGAACAGCAAAAGAAAGAAUCUGUUGAAGAGAAAACCACGACAAAGGAAAUUCACAAAGUUGAGAGUGUAAAUGUCGGCGAUUCUUCCCUGAGUAAGGAUAACACUCUUAAAGAACUUCCAGUCUUUGUGAAAGAGAUAAAAGUGCAAGGCGUGCAAGCUGUUGAGAAAAAAAAGGAAAAGAGGUCAAAACAUGAUCCAAGAAAACACGAUGAUCAUUAUUACGUCUUACAGGUUUCUUGGUCAGACAACACCACAGAAACCAUUCACAGGACAUAUGAAGAGAUGUUUGACUUCCAGUGCAAGCUGCGCAAAAUGUACCCAAAUAAAGUUGAUGCAAGUGGCAAUCCUUGGAAGCUUCCUUUUUUACCUGGAAGAAUCAGAAUGUUUAACAAGCCUGAACCUAAAGGAGAAAAAUUGCCAAUCCCUGAUAUUUCAGAUUACACCAGGUUGUUUAGCAAUCUUCCUGAGUUUGUGCGAGGUUGUGAUCAUGUGGUGAAAUUUUUUCAAAGUGAAAAAAGAAUCAGAAGAAAAUCAGACAACAAAAAGAACAAGAGCAUAGCAAAAACAGAAGAACAAUCCAACUGUAAAGUCAAACAAAAUGAGUUUGAAUCACCCCAUAGAAUAGCUGAAGCUGUGAGGGAACAGUCACUUGGUAGAAAAGAUAAUGCCAAGAGUGCAGAUGUCACAAGCACAAAAAUAAAGAAAAAAACAAAUAGCUUGUCUUCUGAGGAGAAUGUUUCCAAGAACAACAAAACUUGCUCUGUGGGGAAAGAAUCAUUCGUUGACAUUGAUGAAAAUGGAAAUGAAGUGAAAUCGACUCUUUGUGAGACCUUUAAGGAAUUGGAGGAAAGUGAAAAGUCUGUUUCCAGUGAACAACAUUUCAAAAAUGGACUUAUUAAGAUGGCACCAAUGCAAACAUUUUCACUGUUGCCUUCAUCAUCAUCAUCAUCAUUGUCGACAUCAGGAUCUCUGUUGACAUCCACACAGGUUUCUUUGCCAUUAAAGCAGCCAUUUCAUACCACUCUUCAACCGAGUAACAUGUUACACAUGUUGAACACAAAUGGUUAUUCACUACCUCCAUCCCUAACAUCACUGCAAAUAACUCUUCCAUCCUCACCGAUUGCCUCUUAUCCUUCACCUUCUCCAUCUCCAAUCACUUCACCUGUCAUGUCUCCUGCCAACUCCCCGUCACUUUCACAUCGAUCAUGUUCUGGAAACAUAAACUGGACCUUGCGACAACACAGCCAAGCAGUGAAUGUUUGUGAUUGGCUAAGGAAUUUGAGACUGCACAAAUACUCUGAAGUUUUCAAGGGAAAGACCUUUAAUGAGAUGUUGAAAUUUUCUGAUAAAGAUUUUGAAAAACUUGGCCUAACGGCAGGAGCAAGGAGGAAGCUUCGCGUAAACCUGGAAGUUCUUCGGACAAGAGGUUGCUUCACAUCAAAUGGUUUAACAGUGGUAGACAUGCUCCCCUCACCUUCAAGCUGUGUAGUCAACCCAGCUCAAAGUCACAGUUCUGACAGUGAUUUCCUACGAAGUGUCAGUGAAAGUGACAGUGCCAGUGACUGUGGAAGUGACAUAUUGUCUGAACCAGGAACUCAGAUGUGUUCAAGUAUUUAUCCAAGGAGAUUUCCAGUCUUAAAUGGAUGCCAUGUGUCAUGUUACAACUGUGGAAGUCUUGGUCAUGUUGGUGGUCAAUGCAUGGCUCCAAACUUGGAUAAAAGAAUUCCCACAAGUUAUGGUAUCCAUUCAAGGUAUGAUGCACCACUAGAGUGUUAAUGACAGUUCAAACAAACAUGGGCAUUGCAUUGAUAGUUCUUACACUCAAACAAGAAAUAAAGUUCAUUACAGACAUGGUCAUCAAAGAGCCACAUAACUGAGCCAGAACAUGACUCGUGAAGAUGUUAUGUACAUGUCAUCUUCACUGCACUUGAUAUACACACUGUUAUCUGUGAGAACAUUUUCCAUUAAAUUUUGUAGCUAAUUAAGUAUUUGAAUUAUUUGGUGAAACCAAAAUGGAGGAACUGCUGUAGGCAGAGGUUGUCAUUUAGUGUAUUAGAGAAGGAGCAUAAACUUUUCUAUUUAGCCAUAAGAACUGGAGAAAAAGAAGGAAGAGUGUAUGGCUUUUACUUUAUUGCCUUGCACGGGUAGUGACAGAAGUUGCUCCCACUAAAUAAGCUAAGAUGGCCACUGUAUAAUUAGUCAAUUUAGGCUGAUGGUGCAGCAGUGAAGCCAAGAAAAAAAGAUAAAGACUAGGGAAAACCGAGAAACAAACCGGGACUGUCCGGUUAAAGAAACUAGUUUUACACCUCUCUAACUACUGUCAAGUUUCUGUGAACUACAACUUGAUAUUUAGGACAUAACUUUUUAAUGCAAUUGUAGUGGUAUUUCCUCUUACUUAAAACUUAAAGUAAGAGGAAGGACCACUGCAAUUGCAUUAAACAGUUAGGUCAUAUUGGUACUAGAUGAAACAGAUCAAAAGAGAAGUACUAAUUUAUUUUUCAAAGGAGAAUUAUUAACAACUGUUGCUCUGCAAGUGAUGUAAAUGGAGAUUUCAAAAAAUUAAAAUUAAUUUUAAGUUCAAGUUGAUCAAAAGUUAUUUUCCUGUGCUAGAAAGUUGUCACAAUUAUCGCCAUCUAGGAUUAGUUUUUGGAUAUUGUAAGGGGUAGAGAUAUGAAUUAUUUUUCAGCUCUGUUAGUGCCGUGCAAAGAAAAGGUCUAACAGAAGUACUACUUAACUAUUGUACUAAUACUUAAGUACAAGAUAGGAAUCUAUUGUCUCAGUAUCAAAAAUUAAUGUAUUUUCUGGACAUUUGAAAAAAGUAAUAUAUUUUCUAUCAAAUACUUGUAUUUUCUAUCAAAUACUUGUGUUCUCUGUUUGAAUGCACCAUACACUCUUAAAAGACUAUUGUUAUCUCAAUUCCCGUGACACACAACAUUCCACAGAAACAAAUGACACUUGCAGAAACAAAGUUAGGUGAGAGUGUAUGGUGCAAAGAAGAGGUCUUACAGAGGUACUUACUCCUACAAGAGAUAAUCUUAUUAGUCUAAUAGUUAUGUAUAACAUAGGAAUCUAGUCUCAGUAUUGCAAAUUAUAAUAUUUUCUGGACAUUUGAAGAAAGUGAUAUAUUUUCCAACGAU
Molecule: messenger RNA, 3808 nt
Organism: Stylophora pistillata
Lineage: Eukaryota; Metazoa; Cnidaria; Anthozoa; Scleractinia; Pocilloporidae
Molecular function (GO): phosphatidylinositol binding; protein binding; nucleic acid binding
Source: RefSeq, a predicted model, not a curated record